Molecule: messenger RNA, 531 nt
Organism: Acanthosepion pharaonis
Lineage: Eukaryota; Metazoa; Mollusca; Cephalopoda; Sepiida; Sepiidae
Source: the annotation of a GenBank genome assembly
AUGCAAGAAGACACUACUACUAUCUCAAGUAUCAAGGCAUCUAUGCUGAAGACACUACCACGAUCUCAAGUAUCAAGGCAUCUAUGCAGAAGACACUCCUACGAUCUCAAGUAUCAAGGCAUCCAUGCAGAAGACACUACCACUAUCUCAAGUAUCAAGGCAUCUAUGCAGAAGACACUACCACGAUCUCAAGUAUCAAAGGCAUUAUGCAGAAGACACUACUACGAUCUCAAGUAUCAAGGCAUCUAUGCAGAAGACACUACUACUAUCUCAAGUAUCAAGGCAUCUAUGCAGAAGAAGACAUCUGCUGAAGACACUCCACGAUCUCAAGUAUCAAGGCAUCUAUGCAGAAGACACUACCACGAUCUCAAGUAUCAAGGCAUCUAUGCAGAAGACACUACUACGAUCUCAAGUAUCAAGGCAUCUAUGCAGAACUACCACGAUCUCAAGUAUCAAGGCAUCUAUGCAGAAGACACUACUACUAUCUCAAGUAUCAAGGCGUCUAUGCAGAAGACACUACCACGAUCUUAA